Pterocles gutturalis (yellow-throated sandgrouse) is the source of this 552-nucleotide messenger RNA. RefSeq names its product transcriptional enhancer factor TEF-5. The transcript has 4 exons. The annotation marks the transcript as partial. The record is from RefSeq and is a predicted model, not a curated record. Gene Ontology annotation, biological process: embryonic organ development; hippo signaling; regulation of transcription by RNA polymerase II. Lineage: Eukaryota; Metazoa; Chordata; Aves; Pterocliformes; Pteroclidae. Gene Ontology annotation, molecular function: DNA-binding transcription factor activity, RNA polymerase II-specific; RNA polymerase II cis-regulatory region sequence-specific DNA binding. Gene Ontology annotation, cellular component: transcription regulator complex.
CUCUUUGUGCACAUCGGGCAGACGAACCCCUCGUACAGCGAUCCGCUGCUGGAGGCCGUGGACAUCCGCCAGAUCUAUGACAAAUUCCCCGAGAAGAAAGGUGGCCUCAAGGAACUCUAUGAGCGGGGACCCCAAAACUCCUUCUUCCUCGUCAAAUUUUGGGCGGAUCUGAACAGCACGAUCCAGGACGGGCCGGGGACUUUUUACGGCGUGAGCAGCCAGUACAGCAGCGCAGAGAACAUGACCAUCACGGUCUCCACCAAGGUGUGCUCCUUCGGGAAGCAGGUCGUGGAGAAGGUGGAGACAGAGUACGCGCGGCUGGGGAACUUCGUCUACCGCAUCCACCGCUCGCCCAUGUGCGAGUACAUGAUCAACUUCAUCCACAAGCUCAAGCACCUCCCGGAGAAGUACAUGAUGAACAGCGUCCUGGAGAAUUUCACCAUCCUGCAGGUUGUCACCAACAGGGAUACCCAGGAAACCCUGCUCUGCAUCGCCUUCGUUUUCGGCGAGCACAGCGCCCAGCACCACGUGUACAAGUUGGUCAAGGACUAG